UUUGGAGCAAAAUAAUUAAAAAAAAAAUUAAAUUUAAAUUUCGGAGGAAAAUAAUUUAAAAAAAAAAUAAAUUACACUAGUGAGUUAAAAAAGAGAGUAGCUGGUGAAUAAAUGAGGACAUGAAACAAGAGGAGGAAAAAAUAACUUUGGAUAAAAAUUAAAAAAGUAUUACAGUGCAUUACGAAACGUGACUUUCGUGUUUUGUAUUACACAAAGAGGUCUUGCUCAAAGCACGAAAGAAUCAGCUUGGUACUCGCAGGGAGUCAAUAAGUGUGUCAGUAGAGCUCAGUCAGCCGUCGAAGGCUGAGUAUUUAUCAGUUUGAGUCUAAGCAAAAAAGCUAAUAGUUAUUUAACUGUUAUAGAUUAUUAUUAUAGUAAUAAUUAUAAUAAUUGUGAUUAGUUUAUUUAAAUCCACGGAAGUGAUUGUCCUUCAAUCACGUUUCGGUUAAAUCAAUUUGUAUUCCAAGGUAAAAGCUGCUGGCCCACGUGUCAACACUUUCAUCACGUUCCUGUUCCAAGGCACGUGGUCACGAACCAAUACAUCUGAGCGCUACACCAUACAGUACAGCAGUACAGUAGUAGUUGUAUAUCAUUACUUGCAUAUAGACAUACAAUGAUCCAGGUGGUGUAGGUAGAUAGAUAGAGAAGAAAACUACCACUACCAAUACUACAUUGAUGUACAGUGCCUUGAAAAGUGGUCAUGCGCUGCUGUUACUGCCUUUAACUUGGAUUAUUCUUGCUGCUGCUGCUGCUGCUGCUGCUGCUACUGUUGUAGUUGCUUCUGCUGCUUAAACUCCCACUAAUGCAGUUUUAAGCGUGUAAAUUAUUUUAACAAGAAAAAAUUAUUUAAAAAAUUUUUUAACAUUUAAAAACAAUAUUAAAAGUUAAUAAUUAUUUGGUGUCAUUGGAAAUAAUUCGAAGAAUAAAAUAAAAUAAAAAAACAAUACUCGCAGUGAGGAAGAAUAAUUAUUGUUAUUGUUAUUGUUGGUAAAAAUAAGCAGAAGCCAAAUGGAGGUGACUAAAAAAUAUUGUGCUGAGUUAAAGUGUAAAGAAGAAUAAUAAUUUUAAAAGAAGAUAUUUAUGUAUUGUAUGUUAAUAUAUACGCAUUAUAUAUUACGAAGAAAUAUAACGUCAAGAUGCCAAGGUCCUAGCAAAUGCACGCACCAAAUAAUAGAUUUGUGAUUUUAUUAUUAAUUUAUUUAUUUAUAUUAUUUGGAUUGAUACUAAAUUAUUAGUAUCAUUAUUUUUUAUUCCGUUAAAUUAUAAUUAUCGGAUAAAUGAAGUCGACCAGCCAGAAAAAAAUUUCGGAGCACGAAAGCGGUUAUUUUGAGGACGGCAGUGACGUUGAAAUUGUUUUUGAGGAUACUUCUAUCGGGGAUGGAAGAAAAUGGGGCUCCGGGUCCUCUGGACUGUCUAAGGCCAUACGGAAACUCGACGUCACCGAUUCGCCCGCAUCUCCGGACCCGGUAUCGCAGGAAAAAAUUGAUGAUGGAGUAAAUUUAGCAGACAGUGGAGGCCAGAGGGUCGAUAUGACGCACUUUGAUCUGCUCAAAGUCCUCGGGACUGGAGCUUACGGUAAAGUAUUCCUGGUGCGGAAAAGAACGGGUGCUGACUCUGGCCGUCUCUACGCGAUGAAGGUCUUAAAAAAGGCGUCAAUUGUACAGAAGAAAAAGACAACUGAGCAUACCAAAACAGAGAGACAAGUAUUGGAGGCUGUUAGAGACAGUCCAUUUUUGGUUACUCUACAUUAUGCCUUUCAGACUGACGCUAAACUUCAUUUAAUACUCGAUUACGUAAAUGGCGGAGAACUGUUUACUCAUUUAUAUCAACGCGAUCAUUUUACUGAGGACCAAGUAAGAAUAUACAUUGGCGAAAUUAUUAUAGCUCUCGAACAUCUUCACAAGCUGGGUAUCAUUUACCGCGAUAUAAAACUAGAGAACAUACUGCUGGAUCGCGAAGGCCAUAUUGUGCUCACAGACUUUGGUCUCAGUAAGGAAUUUUUGCCACAUGAGAGAGACAACAAUGCCCGUGCCUAUUCCUUCUGCGGGACCAUCGAGUACAUGGCACCGGAAGUCGUGCAAGGUGGCUCAGCUGGUCACGAUAUUGCAGUCGAUUGGUGGAGCGUCGGAGUUCUAAUGUACGAACUACUAACCGGUGCAUCACCAUUCACAGUGGACGGUCAGAAGAACAACCAGCAAGAAAUCUCCAACCGAAUCUUAACAACAGAGCCUCCGAUACCAAAGAACCUAAGCCCAGUAGUCCAAAAUUUAAUCGAAAGAUUGUUAGUAAAAAAUCCUCGACAGCGUUUGGGCGGUGGACCACGGGACGCCAGAGAAAUAAAAGAGCACCCGUUUUUUAUGGACGCGCCACCACCAUUCAAUUGGGAAGCCUUAGAAAAACGCCAAAUCCCGCCGCCGUUUGUGCCUAAAAUAGCUCACGAGCUCGACACCAGUAAUUUCGCGGACGAGUUCACGCGAAUGGUAGCCACCGACAGCCCAGCAGUAGUCCCACCUAAUUACGACAAAUUAUUCCGAGGGUACUCUUACGUCGCGCCUUCAAUAAUCUUCAGCAACAACUUGAUAAGCGACCAAAUCUACCGCGACAAAAUCGCUUGCCAAACCCGACCUUCAGUGUCCAACAUUCUUUCAAUAGAGCUAGAAGAGUCAACAUUCUUCCAAAUAUUCGAGCUUGACCUCCACGAAGAAGCUCUAGGAGACGGAAGUUUCUCCGUAUGUCGCCGCUGCCGCCAUCGGCAAACCAAGCAGGAGUUCGCUGUGAAGAUUAUCAGCAGAAGAAUAGACAGCAGCCGGGAAGUUGCUAUUCUCCGUGCUUGUCAAGGUCAUCCCAAUAUCGUGAAGCUUAUAGAUGUCUACCAGGAUCGCGCCCAUACUUACAUUGUGAUGGAAUUGUUGGCAGGUGGGGAGCUACUGAGCUCUGUUAAAACGUACACUGAAGAAGAAGCCAGAAAAAUAAUGAAGCAAUUAGCAUCAGCGGUUCACUUUAUCCACUCUCGUGGCGUAGUUCACCGAGAUUUAAAACCAGAAAACCUCGUUUACUCUCACACUGGGUCCAGUUCUCUGGUUAAAGUUGUAGACUUUGGAUUCGCGAGGUUGAAACGUUCCUGCGAGCCGCUUCACACUCCCUGUUAUACUUAUCAGUACGCAGCUCCGGAAGUUCUUGAGCACCAGGCUUACGACGAGAGCUGCGACAUGUGGAGCCUGGGCGCUGUUUUGUACUCGCUCUUGUCCGGAAAGCCAGCUUGCAAAGCCGGAACUCCGGAUCUUGCUUCUAGAAUAAAGUCCAAGGAGAUUAAUUUAGACGAGUGGAAGAACAUCAGCUCCAAUGCUAGCUCGGUUAUUAAAGGACUGCUGAACCCCGACCCGGUUUCUAGAAUCACUGCGAGCAGCCUGGUGAACCACGCCUGGCUGGCGGAGCCAAAGUUUUUGGUAGAGUACCAGAGAGCCUCUACUUCGGGACCAAGUGAUAGAACUGCGGGCUUUAGGCUGAAGGAGGUUGAUGGAGCCAAGCUUGCUCAGAGGAGGAAACUCCACAAGCGCUCGACUUCGAGUUCGGUUUCUUCUUCUUCUAAUGCUUCUUCAAGUCCGUCGAUUCAGCAACUAAGACCUCCUAGUGCUACUACCAGUGUCACUACCUCCGCGUCACCGGCUCAACCUAAUGCUUUUGAUUUUAGCGAUGAACGGGUUAAUGAGUACUUGAGCUCUUUGUCGUCCUCGUCCUCGGACUCGAGCUCGCCGAAAAUUAUUCUGGAUACCAACAAAGACCGACAACGUGCCUGUGAAUUGAACGAUGCACUGCCUAACAAUAAAAGACGCAAACGGGAUCAUAAGGUUCAGGUUUGUGAGAGUUCAAGCAAAAGUGGUGGGGUGGUUACGAGAUCUCGGAAGAGAAAACUUGAGCUUGCUACUACCAGCUCUGAUACUUCCUUUGAGUCUUCUAAUGAUUCGAGAGAUAAACACGAGUCUAAUUUACACAGAAAACAAAAAUCAGGGAAACGACCUAAAAGGUAUCCUGAAUAAUUAGUAGUUUUUUUUUUUAUUAAUUUAGUUAGCCAAUUUAUAUUUUUAAGGGGUUUUUUUUGCUUCGCAUUUUGUUUACUAACUAAUUGGACAUUAGUCUGGGUUGAUAACUCGUGUUUUCAAUUUCAGACUCAUCAUUCCUAAAUGUCUAUUUUUUUUGUAAAUUUAUUAAGGGGAUUUUCUGGUUUGACGCUCUGAUUUUUGAGGAUUUUUUUUUUUAAAGACCAAUGAAGAGAACUUUGAACUUUUUACUAUUUAUUUAUAGGGUUAAAAUUUGAAUUAAUUUAUA
Messenger RNA from Cotesia glomerata, 4326 nucleotides. RefSeq names its product ribosomal protein S6 kinase alpha-5-like. Bases 1278 to 4037 code for a protein of 919 amino acids. Gene Ontology annotation, molecular function: ATP binding; protein serine/threonine kinase activity; magnesium ion binding. The transcript has 6 exons. The record is from RefSeq and is a predicted model, not a curated record. Gene Ontology annotation, biological process: protein phosphorylation; intracellular signal transduction; regulation of DNA-templated transcription. NCBI's taxonomy places the organism in Eukaryota, Metazoa, Arthropoda, Insecta, Hymenoptera, Braconidae.